Molecule: messenger RNA, 4995 nt
Organism: Ipomoea triloba (trilobed morning glory)
Lineage: Eukaryota; Viridiplantae; Streptophyta; Magnoliopsida; Solanales; Convolvulaceae
Product: pleiotropic drug resistance protein 2-like
Exons: 21
Coding region: 350-4651 (1433 amino acids)
Cellular component (GO): membrane
Molecular function (GO): ABC-type transporter activity; ATP hydrolysis activity; ATP binding
Source: RefSeq, a predicted model, not a curated record
AAGGGGCCGGGUGUUGAUGGGGAAUGUUUUCGAAUUUUAAUUCUUCAAGAAAGAAACAUGGAUGGUAAUGGAAAAAAAUUUCUUAUCUCUAAUGAAGACGAUGGGUGAUGUGAGGUUUCAGGGACGUAAAGUAUAUUCCUUCCAUGAACUAACGGAGCUUCUCCCAUCCGGCGAGUUGAACCAUGUGGGUCAUAAAACACACUGUACUACUAUACUAUAAUACUCAGUUAAGCUGAGCAACAAUCAAUGCACUUAUAGAUCUUGGAUUUUUCACGUCAAGAUCGAUCGAGGAGUUUUAAUUUGCAGUAUAAUCAAGAAAGAAGUGAUCGAUCUUUGAAGCAAAAAAAAAAUGUCGAGGGUUUUGGAGGAAGAAGAUGAUGGGGAAAUCUCAUAUAGUAGCAGGAGGAGUAGUGUGGCCUCCGGCGGCAACCUCCGGCUGGGGACGGCGGAAGUGUUUGGCCGGAGCGCACGGCGGGAGGAGGAGGAGGAGCUGCCGUGGGCCGCCAUCGAGCGGCUGCCGACGUUCGAAAGGAUGAGGAAAGGCAUGGUGAAGCAUGCAGCGGUGGGCGGCGACGGCGGACUUGUGGCGGAGGAAAUCGACCUCACAAAGCUUGGGAAGCAAGAAAGGGAAGUGUUAAUGGAGAGUAUACUGAAAGGUGAUGAGGAAGACAAUGACAGCUUUCUUCUACGGUUUAGGGAAAGGAUUGAUAGGGUGGGGGUUAAUAUACCAAAGGUUGAAGUAAGGUAUGAGCAUUUGUCAGUGGUGGGAGAGGCACAUGUUGGGCAUAGAGCAUUGCCCACUUUGGCUAAUGCCACCAUGAAUGCAAUUGAGAGUGUUCUGAGGAUGGCUCACCUUGCCCCUUCUAAUAGAAGAAGCAUUCAAAUACUCAAAGAUGUCAGUGGCAUUGUCAAACCAUCAAGGAUGACACUGCUUUUAGGCCCCCCUGGUGCAGGGAAAACAACAUUGCUGAGGGCACUUGCAGGAAAGCUUGAUGAUGAUUUAAAGAAAACGGGGAAAAUUACAUACUGUGGCCAUGAAUUUCAUGAAUUUGUCCCACAAAAGACAUGUGCUUAUAUUAGUCACCUUAAUCUUCACCAUGGAGAGAUGACAGUGAGGGAAACUUUGGAUUUCUCGGGCCGCUGUUUGGGGGUUGGAACAAGGUAUGAAUUGCUGGCAGAGCUGUCGAGACGGGAGAAGCAAGCGAGAAUCAAACCAGAAUCUGAACUUGAUGCGUUCUUGAAGUCCAUAUCAGUUGCUGGCCAAAAAACCAGUUUGGUCACAGAUUACAUUAUCAAGAUUCUAGGAUUAGACAUCUGUGCAGACAUCAUAGUUGGGGAUGAAAUGAGGAGGGGUAUUUCGGGUGGACAGAAGAAGCGUCUAACCACUGGAGAAAUGUUGGUUGGACCUGCAAAAGUUCUUCUAAUGGAUGAAAUAUCGACUGGUUUAGACAGUUCCACAACUUUUCAAAUUGUAAAAUAUAUGAGGCAGUUGGUUCAUAUUAUGGAUGUAACAAUGGUAAUUUCUCUGCUCCAACCAACCCCCGAGACGUAUGAUCUUUUUGAUGACAUAAUCUUGCUCUCAGAAGGGCAGAUUGUGUAUCAAGGUGCGAGGGAGAAUGUUCUUGAGUUCUUUGAGAAUAUGGGAUUUAAAUGUCCCGAGCGGAAGGGAACUGCUGAUUUUCUCCAAGAAGUGACCUCAAAGAAUGAUCAAGAACAAUAUUGGCUCAGAAAAGAGCAACCAUAUCGAUACAUCUCAGUUGCAGAAUUUGCAGAGGCUUUCACUUCAUUUCAUCUUGGCAAACAGCUUGCCUAUGAGCUUAGCGUUCCUUACGAUAAGCCCAAAACUCACCCUGCCGCGUUGGUGAAAAGGAAGUACGGUAUCUCCAAUUGGGAGUUACUCAAGGCAUGCUUCUCACGGGAGUGGCUGCUAAUGAAGCGCAACUCUUUUGUUUACAUUUUCAAAACUUGUCAGAUAACCAUCUUGUCCAUUUUUGCCCUUUCGGUUUUCUUGAGGACACAGAUGCCAUAUGGCAGACUACAAGAUGGAAGGAAAUUCUACGGGGCUCUCUUCUACAGUCUGAUCAACGUGAUGUUUAAUGGAACGGUAGAGACAGCAAUGACAGUUAUGAGGCUUCCUGUAUUCUUUAAACAGCGGGAUCAGUUGUUCUAUCCCGCUUGGGCCUUUUGCCUGCCAAUUUGGUUUUUGAAAAUACCCCUGUCAUUCAUUGAAUCGGCAAUAUGGAUUGUUUUUACAUAUUACUCAAUAGGUCUCGCUCCUUCUGCUGGAAGGUUCUUUUGUCAUUUUUUGACGUUAUUUAGUACACAUCAGGCGGCUCUUUCUCUAUUCCGAUUCAUUGCAGCAAUUGGAAAAACACUCGUGGUUUCAACCACCUUAUCUACAUUUACCUUGUUGUUGGUCUUCGUGCUUAGCGGUUUCAUAAUUGCUUACAAUGACAUUAGGCCAUGGAUGAAAUGGGGUUAUUAUGCUUCUAUUAUGAGUUAUGGGGAAAAUGCAUUAGUCAUGAACGAGUUUCUCGACGAAAGAUGGAGUGCUCCUAAUAUAUACCCCAAAAUUCAAGAACCGACUGUAGGGAAAGCGCUUCUCAAGGCAAGAGGCUUUGUAACAGACAACUACUGGUUUUGGGUUUGCAAUGGAGCUCUCUGGGGAUUUUCGCUUCUCUUCAAUGCUUUAUUUAUAGCAGCACUUUCUAUCUUGAAUCCUUAUGGUGACUCGAGGGCUGCACUCUUGGAUGAGGAUGUUGAAAAUAAGAAAAACGAGUCUUUUGAAGGGAUGAUUCCCCAAUCUAGGAGAGGAAUGGUUCUUCCUUUUCAGCCCUUGUCGCUUGCUUUUAACCAUAUCAACUAUUACGUGGAUAUGCCAUCUCAAAUGAAGAGCGAAGGCGUUAAUGAAGACCGCCUUCAGCUCCUUCGGGAUGUUAGUGGUGCUUUCAGACCGGGGGUACUGACAGUGCUUGUAGGUGUCACUGGCGCUGGAAAGACAACCUUAAUGGAUGUCUUAGCGGGACGAAAGACCAGUGGAUACAUCGAAGGUAGCAUCAGCAUUUCUGGUUAUCCAAAGAACCAAACAACUUUUGCUCGAGUCACUGGUUACUGUGAACAAAACGAUAUUCAUUCGCCCAAUCUUACUGUUUAUGAAUCCGUCAUUUAUUCUGCUUGGCUUCGUCUAUCUGCUGAUAUUAACAAGAAUACCCGCGAGAUGUUUGUAGAAGAAGUGAUGGGACUGGUUGAGCUUAAUCCUAUAAGAAAUUCCUUAGUUGGUCUUCCCGGGGUUGAUGGUCUUUCAACUGAACAAAGAAAACGAUUGACAAUCGCUGUGGAGUUGGUUGCUAACCCGUCUAUAAUAUUCAUGGACGAACCAACAUCCGGGCUCGAUGCCAGAGCUGCUGCUAUUGUUAUGCGAACCGUAAGAAAUACAGUGGACACCGGGAGAACAGUUGUGUGCACCAUUCACCAGCCAAGUAUCGACAUAUUUGAAGCUUUUGAUGAGUUACUAUUGAUGAAGAAAGGAGGACAGAUGAUUUAUGCAGGACCACUCGGUUGUAACUCUCGUAAACUGAUAGAAUACUUUGAGGCUGUGCCCGGGGUUCCUAAGAUCAAGGACGGAUAUAAUCCCGCUACAUGGAUGUUGGAGAUCACUGCUACUGCAUUUGAGGCACAAAUUGGAGUUGAUUUUGCAUACAUUUAUGCCAACUCUUCACUCUAUCAGAGGAAUCAAGAACUCGUAAAAGAACUCAGCACCCCGCCCCUCGGUUCCAAGGACCUUCACUUCCCAACCAAAUACUCGCAAACAUUUGUCGAACAAUGCAAAGCGUGUUUCUGGAAACAACAUUGGUCUUACUGGAGGAACCCACAGUACAAUGCCAUUCGGCUGUUCAUAACAAUAAUCACCGGCAUUUUUAUUGGGAUUAUCUUUUGGGACAAAGGAGACAAAGUGCAAAAGCAACAGGAUCUGGAGAACAUAAUGGGAGCGAUCUUUUCUGCUAUAAUUUUCAUUGGAGCUACAAACACUAAUUCAGUGCAAGCUGUGGUUGCUGUGGAGAGAACGGUUUUCUAUCGUGAACGUGGUGCUGGGAUGUAUUCGGCUCUCCCCUACGCGUUUGCUCAGGCUGGUAUAGAAGCAAUCUAUGUUGCUGUUCAGACCAUUUCGUAUUGUCUUCUGCUAUACUCGAUGAUUGGAUUCGAGUGGACAGCGGGCAAGUUUAUAUGGUUCUACUACUUCAUGUUCAUGAGCUUCUUCUACUUCACGCUGUUCGGAAUGAUGCUCGUUGCACUAACUCCCGGAGUCGAGUUUGCUGCCAUUUUGAUGACUUUCUUCCUCACUUUCUGGAACCUCUUCUCGGGUUACCUCAUUCCCAGAACACAAAUUCCAGUGUGGUGGAGAUGGUACUACUGGGCAACACCUAUUUCAUGGACAAUUUACGGGCUAGUCGCGUCGCUGUUAGGGGAUAAAGAGUCCCUGGUUGAGGUUCCUGGAGAAGGUUAUGUGACAAUAAAACAGUUCCUUAAAGAUAACAUAGGAUUUGAUUAUGGUUUCCUUCCUGCUGUUGCUGUUGGGCAUGUUGGUUGGGUUCUCCUCUUCUCCUUUGUGUUUGCUUAUGGUAUCAUGUUCCUUAACUUCCAAAAGAGAUAAGACUAUUUGUGAUGGUUAGGGAUGGCAAAUUUUGUCUGAAAAUGUAUAAGUAAAUUAGGAUGUAAUGUUUGUUCAAAAAAAAAAAAGGAUGUAAUGUUAUUGAUUGCUGUAACAUGGUUAGAUAUUUGGAAGUUAGUAGUUUUCAAGUUUAGAUCACCGAAAAAGUGGUUAGAAGUUCCGACUAUACUCAAUAAAAGGUUACGAUGUUUUUUGAUUGCUUACUACUAGUGAUCAUAGCUUUUGGUGAAUCACUAGUGUAAGUUGUUAUCUGGGUCGAAUAGUGUAACUGUGGCUCUCCUAAGUGAGAAGUCAGUAGUACUAAAAAAAAAAUUAUUUAUUCUAAA